AUGUCGAUUAUCCGUCUGGUCUUGCAGGCACUUCUGGCAGAUCGUCACCCCCUCCAUCGCCUCUUCCCUCUCAUUCCCGCGAUUCGCUAUCCUUUACUCAGCCAGCUCAUACUGCGUUUGCGACGCAAUGGCCUUCUCCGAACUCUGACAAUCCGACAGGAUCCAGGAUCUGAUGAGAGUACGAAGACACCCCUUCCUUUGAAGUGCAUCUUCCAUGCACGCUGCACGUCAGCGAUGGACUUGGCGUCUUCGGCGAUGUAUGCUAGUCGGCGCUGGAGGUUCGUUCUUAUGCUCACUCGAAGAUUUGCCGACAUGGUAAACGAAAACGCGGGUGUGGAGUUACGAGUUGUUGCGCUCAAACAUAUCAACGGCGUAUUUGCCGGUUAUGUUGUCAAGCACCCUUUCCCAAACCUCCAAACCGCGGGGUGUUGCUCUGGGAAUUCGUCUCACGUGUUUCUAAGCCGCCUCCAGCCCAUUUACUCCGUGGUUGUUGGGCUGUCGAGGGUGCGCCAUUUAGACCAUGUGUAA
Molecule: messenger RNA, 528 nt
Organism: Dothidotthia symphoricarpi CBS 119687
Lineage: Eukaryota; Fungi; Ascomycota; Dothideomycetes; Pleosporales; Dothidotthiaceae
Exons: 1
Coding region: 1-528 (175 amino acids)
Source: RefSeq, a predicted model, not a curated record